AUGAGUGCACGCCAGUGCGACGCAUCUCUCCAGGUAGGAUUUUACAAGGGUAAAUGUAACUCAAGUAACGUUGAGGGCAUUGUGUUCUCGGUUGUCGAACGAAGAUUCAACGAGGCAAAAGGAAUCGCACCUGCUCUCAUUCGUUUACAUUUCCAUGAUUGCUUCGUCAAAGGAUGUGAUGCAUCGAUUCUGUUAGACGGCGACUCCAGUGAGAAAAACGCGACCGCGAAUCUAAGUGUUAGUGGGUAUGAUGUAAUUGAUGAAGCAAAGGGAUUGCUUGAAGCAGCCUGUGAAGGAGUUGUUUCUUGUGCUGAUAUCAUCGCCAUGGCUGCUAGGGAUGCUGUACAAUUGAGCGGAGGAGAACGAUAUGAGGUUCAGACCGGAAGAAGAGAUGGUACCGAGUCUUUGGCAUCGAACGUCAAUCUUCCUUCACCAAGAUUCUCAGUUUCUCAAUCGGCUGAUGCAUUUAAAAAUAAAGGAAUUGGUCUUGAAGACAUGGUUUUACUCCUAGGUGGUCACACAAUAGGGUUUACACAUUGCUCUUUCAUUAAAGACCGGCUUUACAACUUCGGGGGCAGCAGGAAGGCGGACCCGACAAUGGAUCCGUCAUUAGCUGAGCAGCUGAGAUUAAUCUGUCCGGAGAAGUCAGAAGCCGACGCAGCUGUGAGUCUUGACCAGAAUCUCACGAGUACAUUUGUUUUCGACAGCUCCUUCUACAAUCAAACAAAGAAACACAGAGGAAUUCUUGGCAUUGAUCAAGCGUUAGCCUUGGACCCCUUGACCAGUAACAUCGUGGCCAAUUUAACUACCGGCAGUAACUUCACUGCUAGGUUCGGACAGGCAAUGGUUAAGUUGGGAUCUGUUGAAGUUCUUUCUGAUUCACAAGGGGAGAUUAGGAAAUUAUGCCGUGUUGUUAAAAACAAACCCAGCUCCUCCUCCUUCGGCCUUUUGGGUUGA
This is a messenger RNA of Hibiscus syriacus, 957 nucleotides long. RefSeq names its product peroxidase 60-like. Gene Ontology annotation, cellular component: plant-type cell wall; plasmodesma. NCBI's taxonomy places the organism in Eukaryota, Viridiplantae, Streptophyta, Magnoliopsida, Malvales, Malvaceae. The record is from RefSeq and is a predicted model, not a curated record. The transcript has 5 exons. The coding region runs from base 1 to 957 and encodes 318 amino acids. Gene Ontology annotation, molecular function: heme binding; peroxidase activity. Gene Ontology annotation, biological process: hydrogen peroxide catabolic process; response to oxidative stress.